This is a messenger RNA of Baudoinia panamericana UAMH 10762, 2013 nucleotides long. RefSeq lists its product as uncharacterized. The transcript has 2 exons. The record is from RefSeq and is a predicted model, not a curated record. NCBI's taxonomy places the organism in Eukaryota, Fungi, Ascomycota, Dothideomycetes, Mycosphaerellales, Teratosphaeriaceae. Bases 1 to 2013 code for a protein of 670 amino acids.
AUGCCUUCCCUACUUCGACAUCUACUGCUGUUACCCAGCGCACUCCUCGCCUUGACUGUUUCGCGUACGCUGGGAGAGCUUGUAGAGGUUCAAAGGAGGCAGUCGACCACGCUACCAAGCCCGAUCGCCUUCGCACCGGAUCAGAACUGGGACGGUAUCGAUGGCUCCUGGUCUACUUUUACCCUGCGCAUUGGCACUCCGGCCCAAUAUGUGCGCACUUUUGUCUCAUUUGCCGCAUAUCAGACAUGGGCAGUCUUGCCGCAAGGGUGUCAAUCAGCGUCAGAUUACAACGGUUGCAUGAGCGCGAGAGGAGGCGUCUACAAUCAAAGCGCCAGCAGCACGUUCGAGAAUAUCGGAAUAUAUGACCUAUGGAUCGAGGAGAAUCUAGGCUUGAUUGGAAAUGCGAUCUUUGGCUAUGAUGCGGUAGGCUUGGGAGGAAAUGGUGAGAAUGGGCCUACGUUGAAAAAUACCACGGUCGGCGGGCUGGCUGUGCCAACCUUCUAUCUGGGAGUGUUUGGUGUAAAUCCAAAGCCGACUAACUGGACAUCUUUCAACGAUCCGGCUCCGUCAUACAUGACUCAAUUGAAGGAGGAAAAGCUGAUUGCUAGCGUCUCCGCAUCGUAUACCGCUGGUGCACCUUACAGAUUCUCCGGGGUGCUGGCCAGUCUGACGUUGGGCGGGUACGACAGCAGCAAGUUUGUGAGCAACAGUGUGCCGUUCACCUUCGCAGCGGACAACAGCCGUGACCUUGUCGUGGCCAUUCAAUCAAUCAGCACUCCGUCUUCCAACGGCUCGAAUCCGGUAGGCACCGCAUUACUUCCAGGUCCGAUCUAUGCGUAUAUCGACAGCACAGUCUCUCAGAUCUGGUUGCCGAUGGAGGCAUGCCAGGUCUUCGAGUCAGUGUUUGGGCUAGUAUACGACAACACGACGCAGUUGUACCUGGUCAAUGAUACUCUACACUCAAGCCUACUGCAGCGGAACGCCAACGUUACCUUCCAGCUCGCGCAGGCAUAUACCGGUGGACCAAGCGUGCAGAUCACAUUGCCAUACGCUGCCUUCGACCUUACCGCUUCCCCACCUUAUCAGGGCUUAACGACACAGACCCGCUAUUUUCCGCUCCGCCGUGCUGCGAAUAGCUCGCAAUAUACCCUCGGCCGGACAUUCUUGCAGGAGGCCUAUCUUACUGUAGACUGGGAAGCUCAGCAAUUCAAUGUUUCGCAGGUGUUGUGGGAUUCGAAUGCGAAGGAGAAUCUAGUCGUUAUCCCACCUACUUCUCAAUCAUCAUCAUCAAGCGCAAGCUCGUCAUACCCUGGAACAGACACCUCUUCCACAUCGUCGAACAAGCUCAGCGCAGGCGCCAUUGCGGGCAUCGUCAUCGGCGCCGUCGCCGCUGUGGUACUGCUUGCCCUACUUCUGAUAUGGUUCUUCCGCAAACGAAGCAAAGACGCCCAAGAAAGAGAACGCCAGAACGAGAAAUUGGGCUCAAACAGCGAUGAGUCCAAUGAGCGUGGUCGGCAGGCUAACGUCUUCCCCAAGGCCGAGUUGGAAGGCUCAGCUCCGACGCCGCCUACACCGAUAGGCGUGCAAGAUAACCGACGCCUUCUGUCAACGGCUGGCGGAUCAAUUUCAGAUGCACCUGCAUCGAAUGAGCGGCAAAUACACGAGAUGCCGGGCGACAUGCCAACGGUUAGAGAGAAGGAUGGGAGGGCAUUGAGCGAGAAGGAGGCGCUAGCGCACCGGGAGAAAGUUUACAACGGUGUCGACUCCGCGCCGAACUCGCAGACGGCCAUCAAUGAGGACGGCUCUCGGGAGCGCAGGAGAGUAGACCCAAGCGAUGUGGUCAGAAUGCCUACCUCCGCCACCACCGGCACUCAUGCCUCCGGUGGUGAGACGAGAGAUCAGUUCCACCAUCGAGCAUUCUCGUUCGAGCAAGAACGCGGAAACGAUGACUUGGGUCUCUCCUUUGACAAGGAUCGAGAUAGCGAAUACUCGCAAGACGAUCUGUACUCGUAG